Bipolaris zeicola 26-R-13 is the source of this 2013-nucleotide messenger RNA. RefSeq lists its product as uncharacterized. The record is from RefSeq and is a predicted model, not a curated record. Bases 1 to 2013 code for a protein of 670 amino acids. Lineage: Eukaryota; Fungi; Ascomycota; Dothideomycetes; Pleosporales; Pleosporaceae. The transcript is spliced from 6 exons.
AUGACUUCCAAGAAUACCGAGCAGUUGCGUUCUCAGAUGCCUGUACCCCAGCUUGCCACAUCGAUUCGCAGCGAAAACCCAAUGGACUACGGAGCUACACCGCACCGUCAAGGUCACGUAACCAAGAAGUUUGUCUUGUGCUUCGAUGGCACAGGUAACAAGUUCUCUGGUACAGAUUCAGACAGUAAUAUUCUCAAAAUCUAUCGCAUGCUCGAUCGCAAUGGCGAUGACCAAUUUCAUUACUACCAGCCGGGUAUUGGCACUUAUAUCACCAAAGCCAAUGGCUCCAUGACCAGAACAGGCCGAUGGGAAAGAUUCCAGUCAUGGUAUGCCAAAGCAAAAGACAGUGCAAUCGGAACAUCCUUUGACAUGCACGUUAUGGCAGGAUACAAGUUUUUGAUGCGAUACUAUACCCCUGGAGAUGAUAUUUAUUUUUUCGGUUUCUCGCGAGGCGCCUAUACCGCUCGCUUUCUUGCCGAAAUGCUGGAUCAUGUCGGUUUACUUUCUGCAGGUAAUGAGGAGAUGUGCCAAUUUGCGUGGAAGACAUUUCAAAAAUGGCAAUGUCGAGUUCCAGAAGAGGAGAAAAACAGGAAGCCUGGCGAAAAGUCAGAAAAACAUAAACAACUCGAGUUCAUGUGCGCUUUCAGAGAGACAUUUAGCCGUCCUGUCAAGCCCAUCCGCUUUCUUGGUCUUUUCGAUACUGUCAACAGUGUCCCGGCCUUUGAAAAUGCAUGGAUGCAGCGCAGCAGGUUCCCAUACACUGCACGAAGUAGCGCCCGCGUCAUCCGACAUGCGGUUUCAAUCGAUGAGCGCCGCGCAAAAUUCCGACAAGAUUUGAUCUCCCAGGAAAAGCCAGACAGGUCCAUGUACUAUAAACACCGUCAUAAGCAUUUGAACCAGAUGAAGGACAUGGUUCACAGUCAUGGCGAUCAUGAGCAUGUUGAUGAAAAAGACAACCACGGUGAGGAAGACAGAGGUCGAAGUGAGAAUCUGCUUCCUCCUGAGCGAUUUAGAAAUCCUCAUGACACUUCGGGAGUGCGUAGUUCAAGCAAGGGGUACAAUAAUCGCUCGCCUACUCCCUCGAUGCGAUCAGUCGAUGCUCGCGCAACCUACAACUCAGAAGACGAAGAAGGCGAACAGGACAUUAAAGAAGUCUGGUUUCCCGGCUGCCAUGCUGACAUUGGAGGCGGCUGGCCCAUUGACGACGGCGACGCAGCACUAAGCCACGUCCCUCUCGUCUGGAUGGUACGCGAAGCCCAAAAAGCCGGUCUCGAAUUCGACGAGGAGAAGCUAGAAGCUCUAAGCUGCUGCCACGAAAACGCCAUGCCCAGCGGUGGUACCCACACCCACAACGAUGUCCCAACCAUUGAAGUCGACCCCGCCUCGCCCUCAGCCACCGACGCCGACGCAAUCACGUCCAGUGGAAUCACGGGCUAUACCGACGACGAAACCAUUCUCCUGCACCACCGCGAAACCCCAGACACGCAUUUCCACCAGCACCUCAACGCUGCAGCGACCAAAGGCCGCAUCCACGACGUCCUGCAGUUCAACAACGGCGUAAACCGCAUGGGCGUUAUUUCCUGGAACAUAAUGGAGUACCUCCCCUUCCGCCGCAUGGACCUGCAAGAAGACGGCAGUUGGAAAGCUAUCCGUUGGCCGCUGCCCAAGGGUGAAACACGUGAUAUCCCUGCCAACGCCGUGAUCCACUGCAGCGUCAUCAAGCGCAUGCGUGCGGAUCCAAAGUACCGCCCUGGCAACUUGAUUGUAGGAGGUGGCGGAAGGGGUGUGCGAACUGCGCCCGGUGAUUACGGUAUGGGUAAGUGGGUUGUGUCGUGUGAAGAGGGUCAUCAUGUUGGUGAGUGCUUUGUUAGACGGCAUCCGCCCGAGCGUACCAAGACGGAUGAAACGACAGGUGGGCGUAAGGGGAGUAAGGGGAGUAAGGGGAGUAAAGGGAGUAAGGAGGAUUAUAUAGGGGCGAGGAGGACAUCGUGCGGGACGAAUUGUGAGGAGUAG